AUUCUACAGCCAAUUGCAACUCUCGACUCUAUGAUUAGCUUUCUACUCGGCCAAUCAGGACACUCCUAGUCAACGCGUCCAUUUCCAGGUUCGGUGGAGAAGGAAGGGGUGAACAAGGUGUUGCACUGAAGGUUGCAGCAGCUGUUUGGUUCUUGCUUACUUAGUUCCGCCUAUCAACACGCCCUUCUUCCAUAAUAAAUAUCGAGUGCUCCAGCUCACAGGAGCCAGCUUUUUGCUUCGGUCUUUGUGCUGCUGCUGCCGUUGACUGUUCCCUAAACCGGGGUGCCUACCACACAUCUUCCACUACCAGGAGACCAUGGACACCGACACUGAACAGCAAGAAGAGACUUCGUUCAGCAACACAGAGACUAACGGUAAGCGCCCUGCUGAGGAUGCAGAUGAGCAGAAAUCAUUCAAGCGCUCCAGGAACUCAGAUGAGAUGGUUGAGCUUCGCAUCCUCCUGCAGAGCAAAAAUGCAGGAGCUGUAAUUGGGAAGGGUGGAAAAAACAUCAAAGCCCUCCGUACAGAUUACAAUGCCAGUGUGUCAGUCCCAGACAGCAGUGGGCCUGAGCGCAUCCUAAGCAUCAGUGCCGACAUUGAGACAGUUGGAGAAAUCUUGCUCAAGAUUAUCCCAACCCUGGAAGAGUACCAGCAAUACAAUGGCAUGGAUUUUGACUGUGAGCUGCGCCUGCUCAUCCACCAGAGCCUGGCAGGCUCGAUCAUUGGGGUGAAGGGAGCCAAGAUCAAGGAGCUCCGGGAGAACACAAAGACCAGCAUCAAGCUGUUUCAGGAGUGUUGUCCUCAGUCGACAGACCGGGUGGUGCUGGUUGGCGGUAAAACCGAAAGGGUGGUGGAAUGUAUCAAAACUAUGCUGGAGCUGAUCUCUGAAGCUCCCAUAAAGGGACGUGCACAACCAUACGACCCCAACUUCUAUGAUGAAACAUAUGAAUAUGGUGGGUUCACAAUGAUGUUCGAAGAGAGGGGGAGCAGCCGCAGGCUUAUGGGAGGCUUCCCCAUGCGUGGUAGCAGAUCUAGCGGUGGAGACCGUGCGUUUGAUCGAAUGCCCUCUAGCAGAGGGGUACGAGGACCCAUGCCCCCCUCUCGUCGAGACUACGACGAGAUGAGCCCCCGCCGAGGGCCUCCUCCACCUCACCCAAGUAGGGUUGGCAGGGGAAGCUCCCGUGUUCGCAACAUGCCCAUGGGCCACCCACACAGAGGAGGAGAUGACCGUUACUAUGACUCGUACCGCGGCUCAGAUGAGAGGUCAAAUGACAGAAGAGGCAGACCGGAUCGCUAUAGCGAUAACAUGAGCGGGGGAGGAUAUGAAAACAGUUCCUCCUGGGAUAGCUACCAGUCAGGUGGACGUGGAUCCUAUAAUGACUUGGGUGGCCCUGUCAUCACCACACAAGUAACGAUUCCUAAAGAUCUGGCCGGUUCAAUCAUUGGUAAGGGAGGCCAGCGGAUCAAACAGAUCCGUCAUGAGUCUGGAGCCUCCAUCAAGAUUGAUGAGCCUCUGGAGGGUUCUGAGGACAGAAUUAUCACUAUAACCGGGACCCAAGAUCAGAUCCAGAAUGCUCAAUACCUUCUACAGAACAGUGUUUUGCACCUGCUUGGACACAGGGACUAACCACACCCCUUUUUUCUCCUCUUCUUCGCUGUCUUUCAAUCAUCAAUGGCUAUUGCUCCCUCCUCUCCUCUGUCUCCUGUCUUACCUGCUCUCUUCAUAUGAUUUUGUGCUCCCACAGUUGUGUAGCUAUGUAUUUACACUGUCAAUAAGUUGGACAUUGCAUUUUUCUUUGUUUUGUUUUUUAUUUAUUUUUCCACUCUUUAUUUCAGUGUGAAGCAGUACUCUGGUCAUUGUCUGUAGACCCAGGAGACUCUGAUUGACGCAGAUUCACAAUGCCCCUUUCCCCUCAGCCUUUCUGCCCUUGUCCAACACAUCCCCUUCAGACUCUUAUUCUGGAUUGUGGGUGUCUUUCUUUUUUUAAUUUUAUUUUUGUAUUUUUUAAUGAAAGAAUUGUCCAACAUUCCUGUGCAUAAAAGAAAAUGUAGAUUUAUAAGAGUGUAAACCAUUAAUUUACCUGAUAAACUUUGCUUUUUUUCCCUAACACAUCUGUCAGAAAUAUUCUUCAUUCUCCUGACAAAAUAAACACCCAUUUUUUUUUUUUGAUUUUUUUUUUUUUUUUUUUUUUUGAUGGGUUUUGUUUUUGAUAUGUUUGUGUGGUUUAAAACUGUCCAUUGUGUAUGUGUGUGUAUGUGUACAUAGACAUGUCAGCAUGUGUGGGGCUUCACAUGCAGUUGUAUGACAUUACUACUCUGUGCAAGCUGCAGAAUGUAAGCUACAUUUUUUUCAUAUUGAACUAUUUUGUUUUAGAUGUGGGAAAUUUUUACCCUUCAGCAUAGUUUUUUGCGAUGUUUAAGUUGGGACUCUUCUACAUGCCAGAUACAGGAGAAUAUGACUUAUUUGUUAGCAAAUCUGUGGUAGCUGUGAUGCGAAAAAAAGAUCGGAAUCAUUUGAGUCCUCAAAUAUGUAGCUAUGACUUUGACAUUUACUAUAGAUUUGACAAAUGAUAUUCAACUUGUCCCUGCAGUUUCCUGUGUUCUACACUUGUUUGCCCUCCAUGCUGUAGACUUCACAUUGUCAGAUUGUAAAAUGAAUAAAGAUGCCACUUUUUACCAA
Betta splendens (Siamese fighting fish) is the source of this 2680-nucleotide messenger RNA. It is a transcript of the gene hnrnpk, whose product is annotated as heterogeneous nuclear ribonucleoprotein K. The transcript has 17 exons. Gene Ontology annotation, biological process: regulation of mRNA splicing, via spliceosome; regulation of transcription by RNA polymerase II. NCBI's taxonomy places the organism in Eukaryota, Metazoa, Chordata, Actinopteri, Anabantiformes, Osphronemidae. Bases 317 to 1627 code for a protein of 436 amino acids. Gene Ontology annotation, molecular function: mRNA binding. The record is from RefSeq and is a predicted model, not a curated record. Gene Ontology annotation, cellular component: cytoplasm; nucleus.